This is a messenger RNA of Populus trichocarpa (black cottonwood), 2765 nucleotides long. RefSeq names its product F-box protein At2g32560. Gene Ontology annotation, molecular function: protein binding. The transcript is spliced from 5 exons. The coding region runs from base 1250 to 2467 and encodes 405 amino acids. The record is from RefSeq and is a predicted model, not a curated record. Lineage: Eukaryota; Viridiplantae; Streptophyta; Magnoliopsida; Malpighiales; Salicaceae.
UAACCGUUUCCUUUUCUUGGUCACGUAAAUUUCCCUCCAUCAUUAUUUUUUUCCAUGUUCAAAAAAAGAAAGAAAGAACAUGGCGAUUAAAGAAAUAAGGAUGGAUUUGAGUAACAGUUUUGCUUCGCAUCCACGCCCAAAAAAGAAAUCACUUUAACCAUAACCUCUCGUUCCCUCGAUCACAUAAAUACUAUCCAUUGCUAUUUGAAAUGGGAGGUGGAGGAGAGUUUGAUGAAAGAAAAUGAUGGAUUAGGGUGAAUAAUGGGGACCCCACAUUCUGAUCAAUCAUCUUCUUCAAUAAAUUCUCUCCCUCUGCACCUUUUUCUCAUCUUUUUAUUUUCUACUAGCGUUUCUUGUGUCUUUGGUUUUUAGAUUUUAAACAGGUCUGGGUAGCUUGUUGGGUGCACCUAAUUGUGGUUCUAUCUCAACUAACCAGAUCUGUAUCUCAUAACUUCUUGUUGUUUUUAAAGCUUAAAGCUCGUUUCUUUCGUGUUUCUACUCACCGGAUUUCAGAUCUUUAGAGAGAUAUGGGUCUCUGUAUCUAGCCUUUCUUAUCCUGCUCUGGUAAUAGUUUUUUUUUUUUUUUCAAGUUUAUAUUCUUAUUGGGAUCUCCAUGUGUCAGAGGCCCGUAUCAGAUCUGAAUACCCCACCACCUUCAUUAGUUCUCCUCUUAGGUUCAUCUAAUACAACCCCCAUUUCCUCUUUUUUUGAUUGACAGCUGUUUAAGCUGUCUGUACUAACUAGCAUAUUGUGGUGCACUGGUGUUCGUAAAGGAGAUAAGAGUUGAGGAUUCCACAGUUUCAUUUUGGAUUCUUGAAUUGGUUUAUGCGACAAUUGACAUCUCACACAAGUGAAAAAGUCUGUUCUUUGGGGUGUUUAUAGAUACAAGAAAGCUUUCAUUUUUUAUCUAAUUUAGACUUUUAUGAAGGAGGAGGCCCACUGGUGGGUUUGGUGGGCUUUCUCUAUACCAAUAAAACCCCAUUUUAUGAAAGAAAAGAUUAUUCCUUUUUAGAAGAUCCUACUUUGUUAAUAUCAAUCUUGUUUUGUUUUUUUAAUGCGAGUGUUGUUGUUGGAGGAGGAGGAAGGAGAAGAGAAGACACAAAUGGGUUUCCUUUAAUUUCCCCUCUCUCUAUUUUAUUUACCAUUGCUUUUUUCCCAUUAUUGGUUCUUCUAUUGAUCUUCCACUACUUUAUCUAACAAUUUAUGCCAAACUUGAGUUUGACCCGCAAUACAAUACCUUUUAUCUCUAAUGCUACUUUACUUCUUCAUCACUUGUUUCUCCUUCAUCCUAUUUUUAAAGCCCCUCCCUCUCAAGCCUUUGCUUCCAUGGGCAAGUGAAAUAAGAUUGCUGUCAGUCUGGUUCUUGAAGGACUUGUUUCUCUUCUCUUAUUUAGGUUCAUUGAGGAAUACCCUUUUGGAAGUUUUUUAUAUCAAUAUAAUUCCUUUAAAAACAUCAAUUAAGAAGAUGAGUCUAAGUUCAAGUGCAAGAGCAGAAAAAAGCGCUCUUGAUGAUGAGACUGGAGGGAUGUCUGUUUUGGACUUGCCUGAAUUGGCCUUGGAAUGUGUUCUUGAGAGGUUACCUCCUGCUGGGCUCUGCAGCAUGGCAGGGGUCUGUACUUCUUUGAGGGAAAGGUGUGUGAGUGAUCAUUUAUGGGAAAAGCAUAUGAAGCAUAAAUGGGGCAGGGUUAUUGGCCCUGCUGCUUAUAGGGAGUGGCAAUGGCAUUUAGCUUCGAGAAAGGAUCUCGGGAGUUGCAAACAAGGCAAGCCAAAAGGGUUGAUGAGGCUUCUGUCUAUUUUUUGGCCUUCUUCAUGGAGUACACCCAAGGUCGAUCCCGUUAACAAUAGCAGGCAGAGGAGUUCUUUGCCUGUUCAUUCAAUCAUGUCCUGGUACCUUGCUCUUGAGACUGGCAAGUUCUGGUUCCCUGCUCAAGUCUUUAACCGUGAGAACGGGCACGUUGGAUUCAUGUUAUCAUGCUAUGACGCUGAACUUAACUAUGAUCCCCGGACGGAUACAUUUCAAGCGAGGUACCCACCACAUGGAAGGAGAGCAAUUUCCAUAGAGAGCGGUGUGCCAUGGGAAAGGCUUAGAGCGCCAUCUGUUGAUACCUCUCCACAUGAUCUACAUAUCUCUGAUUGCUUGCAUGAUUUACUCCCUGGCGAUCACAUUGAGAUUCAGUGGAGAAGAAACAAAGAAUUUCCUUAUGGUUGGUGGUAUGGCGUUGUAGGUCACUUGGAAUCAUGUGAUGGAAAUGAAAAUUAUUGUCGGUGUCAUAAUAGCGACACUGUAGUGUUGGAGUUCCACCAGUACACUCCUGGCUCACGGUGGAGAAGCACUACGGUCAACAGGAAGGAGCAUCGGGAGGAGGGGAAUGAGGCAGAUGGAUUUUAUGGAGGGAUUAGAAAGCUAUAUAAGAAUGAAGAAAUUUCCAGGUGGAAGAGGCUUUGGCCGACUGAAGUGUUGGAAUAGGCAUAUUUAUUUGCAACACGAAAGUUCCACGACAGACUACACGAGUUUAAAAUAUAGAAGCCUACAUUUUAUCCAAAAAUGAAUUUCUUCCUUGCUAAAACCGUAAUAUAAAAGAAGAAAAUAGGACUUAUAAUUUAGCUCCAUGAAUGCGGUUGCCAUUAUCCAUCGUGUUUCUAGUCUCUCCAUGCUUUUUUCGAGGUGGCCAUUUCAUGUGAUCCUGCAAAUUAUGUAAACAUUUACGAAGUGGUAUAUAAAAAUUUCAAUCAAAGCUCUCAUAAGCUCAAUAUUAGAGCUCGAA